AUGGCGACGGGCGAAGGAGGUGGUUCUUCGGGAAGUGGAGAAGAUAGUGGGAAGGAGGAGAAGGUUGUUGGUCGGCCCAAGUUUGAACAUUCUGGAUGGGUUUAUCAUUUGGGCACCCGUUCCGUUAAACGUGAAUCUUGUCAUCGCCGGUUUCUACAUAUUAAGGGAAAAUACGUUAUGAUGUAUAAGCGUGAUCCUGAUGAACACGCAGGCACUAAACCGACAAGGAGGGGUGUUGUUGGCCACACACUUGUGCUAGAGGAGCUAGGACGUCGGAGGGUCAAUGAUGAUGAUCUUUAUGUUUUGAAGUUCUCUAACCGAUUGGAUGAGGAGAAGAACGGAGAAAUUGCUUGUGCUACUGCCGGAGAAACCCGAAAAUGGAUGGAAGCAUUAGAACAAGCAAAGAAACAGGCUGAGUAUGAGCUUUCUCAAGGUUCUAAUACCAGAAAGAAAUUGAGCAUGGAGAACGAGAUUGAUCUUGAACGACAUGGCCAUCGCCGUAGGUUAAUGCGUUAUGCUAGUGGUGUAAAGAGGCUGAUGAGUACAAAACAUGGUCCAGAGUCACUUAUCCGUAGAUCAUUAAGCUUGGGAGUUAAUCGCAGGGCUGCUGACUUCUGUGAAGGGGAUGCUGCUGAUGUCGUUGAAGCAAAUGAGUGGAAAUGUAUCCGCACAGUCAAUGGUGCCAGAAUCUUUGAGGAUGUGUCUGGUUUUAAGGGCAGUCAAGGUGUCCUUGUGAAGGCUGUUGGUGUUGUGGAAUUGACUCCAGAUUCUGCCUUUGAGAUGAUAUUGAGCCUUGAUAGCCGUCAGAGAUAUGAGUGGGAUACAUUGACAAGUGACCUGGAGCUAGUAGACUCUUUAAGUGGGAACUCUGAUGUUGUUUAUGGCACUUACGAUCCUAGAUACUUAACUAGGUGGAAGUGUAAGCGUGAUUUCAUAUUCUCCAGGCAAUGGUUUCGUGGACAAGAUGGAGGAUACACAAUCUUGCAGUUUCCUGCAGUACAUAAGAAGAAACCUCCAAGAUCAGGAUAUAGACGAACAAAAGUUAACCCAUCCACUUGGGAGAUCAGGAUCUUAAACACAUCUGUGCCAGCAAAUGCUGGUAGGUGUCUCAUAACACAUAUGUUAGAGGUACAUUCUAAAGGCUGGUCUAAAUGGAAGAGUAAUCAAUCCUUAAAGUUUGAAAAGACGAUUCCCUAUGCCUUGUUGCACCAAGUAUCAGGUUUAAAGGUGUACAUUGGCACAAGGUAUGCACCCAAGUUGGAAUCAUCCACCACAUUGCAUAAGGAUGUGUCUUCAUCCGUUAAUGAAUAUGAGGACGAUGAAGUUGCUGAUCAGUUUUAUGAUGCAAUUUCUGCUUAUUCAUCAGAAGAUGAUGAUAGUGAUUAUGAAGUCCCAGAUGACAGCAAGAGCCAGAAUAUGAAGCUGCGGACGAUUGCCAGCUGCUUGGAUUGCAAUAAGAACCGAGCUCCGUAUGCAAAUGAUGAAUUAGAUCCAACUGCAUGUCCAAUUAAUCUUGAUUAUAGCCACUUUCCUGGUACAAUGCGUAAAUGGAAGAGUGAGACUGAUGUCGAUUGUUGGACAUCUCCAAGUGGUAAAGAAUUUAUGAUCAGAGGAAAGACAUACUUGCAAAAUAGUGCUAAGGUACCCGGAGGGGAUCCUCUUUUGAAGCUUAUAGCAGUUGACUGGUUCAAAGUUGACAAUCCCGUAAGUGAGGUGGCUUUGAAUCCCAGAUGCCUUGUGCAGUCAGAUGCCGGGAAAAAACUUCCAUUUGUUUUUGUAAUGAAUCUUCAGGUGCCUGCUAAACCAAACUACAGCCUAGUUCUCUACUUCGCUGCAGAUACACCAGUAGUCAAGAACUCCUUGCUGGGAAGAUUCAUUGAUGAAUCCGACAGUUUCCGUUUAUCAAGAUUCAAACUGAUCCCGAGUAUCGUGGAGGGGUAUUGGAUGGUCAAGCAUGCAGUCGGAACAAAAGCUUGCCUGUUGGGAAAAGCUUUAACAUGCAGCUAUCUAAGACGAGACAACUUUUUGGAGGUUGAUGUGGAUGUUGGUUCCUCAUCUGUUGCAAGGAGUGUUAUUGGUAUCGUUCUUGGAUAUGUAACAAACAUCGUUGUUGAUCUUGCCAUCUUAAUAGAGGCCAAGGAACAAGAAGAACUUCCAGAGUACAUUCUUGGAACUGUUCGACUAAAUAGAGUAAGGCUGGAGUCUGCUGUUCCUCUUGAAAGGUAAGGCCAACUCCAUAGAUUCCCAGAAUGCAAGAUCAAAGGCUUCCAAAUUGUCCACAUAACUCUAUAACAAGAUCAAAGGCUUCAUCUUGUUAGUCCUAAUAUAAUUAAUCCAGUGUCUUAAUGAUACAUGUGUUCAUAUAUUUAUGGGUUAGUUUCUUAAAGAUGAUGUUUCUUU
Messenger RNA from Cynara cardunculus var. scolymus (artichoke), 2400 nucleotides. RefSeq names its product protein ENHANCED DISEASE RESISTANCE 2-like. The transcript has 22 exons. Bases 1 to 2226 code for a protein of 741 amino acids. Gene Ontology annotation, molecular function: lipid binding. Lineage: Eukaryota; Viridiplantae; Streptophyta; Magnoliopsida; Asterales; Asteraceae. The record is from RefSeq and is a predicted model, not a curated record.